CGAAAUUAAUCCUGGACCCGUUGAGUGACCGUAUCAUCUGUCUAUGUGUGUGUGUGUGUGUGUGUGAUUAGACCGGGUCCUCUGUGUAUAUUAUUAGUGGCGGCCGCGCCAAUAUCGCAUAGUACUUUCCGCAGCGCGCACAACAUCGUCGACUUUUUGCGAGUUUCUAAGUGCGUUUCUAGGUCUCGCCUUCCCGUUUGGGUACAUCUCGCUCCGGUGCAGUUUCGAAGAAGAAAGUCGGUGACUGGUAUUACUAUUGAAGACACGGUUCCUCGCCCACGGUUUACCAUGAAGCCGUUCUUUGUGGUUCUUUUUGUACUUCGUUUCUAUGGAUUAUCUGCUUUUUCUACCGAUGAACCGAAAGUUUAUCAAAUCGAAGAGAACAAACUAAACAUCUUAGAAGUACUUCGAGACGACUACACGGAGGAAUUGCCGGAAGACUUGCUCGUGCCUAACACUAAAGGCGUAACAUAUUAUGACCUCAUCGAAAGAGAUGAUGACAGCAAAGAAGCCGAGGACAAAGAACGUUCCCCCUUGGAGUCCUGGUCAGUGGUGUGGUACAUCGCCUCCUUCGGAGGCUUAAUCGCCUUCUUCCUCGUCGUCUCUUGCUCCGAAUGGUGCUGCAGGAGGAACGCGCGCAGGAACUGCCAAAGAAACAGUACCGAGUCCAACGUGACCGUCGUGUCCGACAAUCCGCCGCCAUCUUACGACCAAUUCGCCCCGCCGCCGUACGAAAGCCUGUGCUACGGCAGAAACGGGGAGAAGAGCGAGUUCGACAUUUAUGUGGUACCCGUCGACGCGAUGGGUACCAUCAUGAACAGGGAGACGGUGGACGACUCACCGCCGUCGUAUGUGAUGGCGAACGAAGGAAGGGUUCCGGCUUACGCCUCUGCAUCACUCCAAGACGUGAUCACAGUGCCCGUGCACACUGCCAGAUCGAAACCCAGUGAUGUUGUAACGUGACUUUGAUGAUGGGUUUUGGAUUAUCAUAAAUGUGCCAAAUUUUGGUAGGGCUGCAGAUAACACAAAAUGACAUAGAUUUAAUGAUUGAUUGAUUGUUUUAUUAGUCAUUUUUAUGGAGAGUAUUUUUAAUCUCCAACAUAGUAAACCUAAAUUUGUAUACUGCAAUCCCUAUAAAUAAUUUAUUGAUAAGCAUAAGAAUAUCAGUAUUUAUUUAUUAAUUUGCGACUGAUUGAACUGUAAAAAUAAUAUUUUUCAGUGUCAUUGCUUAGUCUUAGAUAACCACUGACUGAUACAUGAGCUGUGAAUUGUUAGAUUCAUUGUGUAAAAAUAUUUAUUGUGAUAUUAGCAUUAAGAUUGUAAAUAGUACUUUGUUGAUUAUUAAACAAAUUAUAUAAUA
Molecule: messenger RNA, 1360 nt
Organism: Aethina tumida (small hive beetle)
Lineage: Eukaryota; Metazoa; Arthropoda; Insecta; Coleoptera; Nitidulidae
Exons: 3
Coding region: 289-963 (224 amino acids)
Source: RefSeq, a predicted model, not a curated record